Molecule: messenger RNA, 1377 nt
Organism: Medicago truncatula (barrel medic)
Lineage: Eukaryota; Viridiplantae; Streptophyta; Magnoliopsida; Fabales; Fabaceae
Exons: 4
Coding region: 866-1048 (60 amino acids)
Source: RefSeq, a predicted model, not a curated record
CGGAACUGGGGGGUGGCAAGGGGGAGACACCGCCACCCCAUUCUAAAAAUAAAUAAAUUUUUUUAUAUACUGGAAAUUACAAAAAUAUCCUUCAAUAGUACUAAUAUUUCCUAUUCAGUCUCAUUUCCUCUUCCCGUUUCUCUUUCAUCUUAGAAACGCGAUCCUUUUCUUCUCCCAACCAAAGCAAAUCGAUCCACCACCGCCGGUGAGCCGCGACCACUCUCCUCCUUCUCCAUCCAUCACCGCCGCCGCGAUUACUCUCCUCCUUCUUCAGUUUAGAGAGCUAUCUCCAUCUCUCUCCACAAACCCUAAUUGUUGUAACUUGUAAGAUAAAUUGGAGCAAGAAGAUAGCUAUGCGGUUGUAGCUUAAUGUUGGAGAAGAGAAGAAGAGUUAUUUAUGAUAAAAUGAAACCUUAGAAAAGAACUUUGAGUUUGACAACUAGCUAGAGCAAGAGCCAUAGGAGAGAUCAUGGUUUAGUAUUCGGAGCUGUCUGUGCCUUACUGCCAGUUUAUUUUCUGCUGUUUUCAGUUUUUUACUGGUUUUUUGGUGCUACUGGUGUAGCAGAUCAGCGCUGCUUGCAGCUGUUUUUCUGUCUUUGGUGGUUGCUUUUCAAUGAUGCUUGGCUAGUUCGGGAGUGAGGCAGGGGUAUGCUUGCUCUAUGCUAGUAUAUACUUCGGCCUCAUUGUUUGAUGCCAUUGUUGGUUUUGGGUUUCCUCGGUGAAUUGGUGUUACGUAUUUAGGCGGCACCUCUUUGUAUUUUUUCCCGUUUUUUCCGCAAGUUUUUUUAAUAGCAGCCACCCCAAACUUUUUUGUCUGGCUCCGCCACUGGCAAAAGAUUAAAGUUGCUGGCCUUUACUGCAUGCCAUGGGAACCAGAGGAGUAAUUACGGACAAGUGGUCUAUGAGAGUUCUUUGGGCUUGUGCUAUUGGAAGUGCUGUUAGUCUGUAUAUGGUUGCUGUAGAAAGACAAAAGCAGAAUAGGCAAAGGAUGUUGGCCGAAGGCUUGAAGGGAAUGGAUUUGGAGGAAAGCAAUGGUGAAAACGUUUGAGCUGCGUCGCACUCUUAUGAAUACUUUGUAGUAUCAUUUAGCAGAUUUUCAUAUGAAAAUAACAGAUACAAAUGCAUAGCAUUUGUUUUUGCCAUUAAAACAUCAAAUCUGAGUCUUUCUAAAAGGGUUUACUCGUUAUGUAAAAGGUUUCUGUGUUCAUGCCGUUUGUAAGAUCCUUGCUGAGGGAUUUCCCACUUCAAUUUCUUCUCGAACUUUAUUUUGAUAAUUCUCAGUGCUUGCUACCUCCUUUGUAGGAGUUGAAUGAGUAGCUUCUUUAACAUGUUAAAAUUGUAUACUUUCAGGUCUUUGUUUUUUCUCCUCUUUAUGAA